CGCAAAUGUUAUUAUUAAAAGCUCAUGUUCAUAACUCGUUUCUGUUUCGGAUACUGUCUGAGAACUUUGAUAUAUUUAUCCUCAUGUGUGUACCUCAACACAUCAUCGUGAUUUCAAUAUUGUCAGUUGGGAUUAGGAAUAAAAUUAAUGAUUACUUGUUAUCCGUGUUUGAUUUUUAGUCACCAACAUUUCAAAGUAUGCCUCUAUUUGGUAAGCCAAAAAGCCCUCGUGAGUUAAUCCAAACUGUUAAUGAGAACAUAAUCAUUUUAAGUAACUGUGCCAAAACCGACAAAGAGCGGAAAAAAGCUGUUGAAGAUAUAGCAAGGGCUUUGACUGCUCUUCGGGAGCUGCUGACGGAUAAGUCAGAUACUCGAUUGACUGGCAAAGAACGAGAUUCAGAAUUAUCGAACUCUGAACGAGCACGAAUUAAUGAAAUCAUAACAGAUGUAACUCAUGAAAUCAUCAACCUCAAUCUUUUGCCACUUCUCGUAAACAAUUUGGAUGCCAUAGAGUUUGAGAGUUCUAAACAUAUUGUUGAUCUUUUCGGCCAUAUUAUGAGGCGACAGGUCGGAUCUUAUAAUCCUGCAGCUCAAUAUCUUCUGGCUAACUCUCAAAUUCUAAUAUCUAUUCUCCAAGGAUACUCCAAACCUGACACUGCUAUACACUAUGGUGCAAUGCUUCGGGAUGCAUGUCGACAUGAAUCUUUAGCCAAAGUUGUUCUUCGUUCACCAGAAUUUUAUCAGUUAUUUGAACAUGUACAAGGCACAGCAUUUGAUGUGAGCUCAGAUGCUUUUGCUACAUUGAAAGAUUUGCUUACUCGUCAUAAGGCUCUUGUAGCAGAUUUUCUAUCAGCUAACUAUGAUGUAUUUUUUGACCAUUAUAUGCAUAUGAUUUUAUCAGAUAAUUACGUCACAAAAAGGCAAGCAUUAAAGUUGUUAGGAGAGCUUUUACUUGAUCGGCAUAACAUCUCGAUAAUGACCAAAUAUAUUGCAGAUCCGGAAAACCUCAAAGUCAUUAUGAAUAUGUUGAAAAGUAAAGAAAAGCAAAUUGCUUUUGAGGCGUUUCAUUGUUUUAAGGUGUUUGUUGCAAAUCCAAACAAGCCACCAGCUGUUCAUAUGAUUCUGUUUCGUAAUCAGGAAAAAUUGCUAUCCUUUCUGACAGAUUUUCAAACUGAACGUACAGAUGAUGGUCAAUUCAAUGAUGAGAAACAGUAUUUGAUCAAACAGAUUAGAGAAUUAAAACCAGUGCCUAUUUCGUCUAAUCCAAAUCCCACAUAA
This is a messenger RNA of Schistosoma guineensis, 1277 nucleotides long. NCBI's taxonomy places the organism in Eukaryota, Metazoa, Platyhelminthes, Trematoda, Strigeidida, Schistosomatidae. The record is from the annotation of a GenBank genome assembly.